Molecule: messenger RNA, 1206 nt
Organism: Pseudo-nitzschia multistriata
Lineage: Eukaryota; Bacillariophyta; Bacillariophyceae; Bacillariales; Bacillariaceae
Source: the annotation of a GenBank genome assembly
CGCGAAUGCAAUCACAGUUGGUGAUCGCAUCAGCCAAGAAUAUGACGUCAUUUGAAGCAUACCGGUAUGAUAUAUUGUAGUAGAAUAUAUUGUAGUAGAAGGUACGAGUAGUAUGAUUAUGAUAGUGGGAUCAUACUGUACAGCACUUGUGCGAGGCUUCUUUCUUUCAAAAACCAAGAACACGAAUCGACGAAAGAUUUUUAGAUCCAUCAACCACAGAAAAAAGCAGGUUAGAAGAUCUUCUUGGAUGAAGAGAAAAAAUAAAUUUGACUAACUCGUUAUCAAAAUGGCAGAUAGAUACGGGAUUGUAGUCGUUUUGAAGGCGAAAGAAGGAAAGAUUGACGAGCUCAUCGAACUUGGCAAGGGACAUUUCGUGAGACAACACGAUGGUCGAGAACCAGGAGCUACUUGCGCAUCAAUCAUUAUGCCGUUGCCCGACGAGCCAAAUACGGUUCGUUUCUUUGAACAGGUAUGAAAGUUCUGGCAGUKUUCAUUUCCCCAUUUUUGCGUUUUYGUGGAAAUUCCCUGUUGGAKCUUCUGUCCGACCGCACACGGCGCUUUUCACAAGAUCGAGGCCRUGGCACUGGUGCAGACAUUUAAGUCAAUUCCUUGACGAUUAACAACGCGCUAUAGAGAACAGUGAAAACUUACGAAUUGUUACUUUUCAUUUCAUGAUAUCGUUCUACGUGCGGUGCCUGAAAAGUGGAUCGACAAAGAAAGUUACGAAUUGCAUAGUGCGCCUAACGAGAACCUGGCGGUAUUUCUGGAAGCCGCUGGCCCCAUCCUCGACGGUGCUCCGAUCGUCUUAAGCUCACCAAUGCUCCAUUAUGAGAAGAAGURAAUGCUGAUUCAGGUUUGGCACGACUCACUCAGUGAAUCGAGAAAUUCAUUGUGUAAACUUCACCCAACGAAAAUGAGUGCGUCGUUUUCUUGGAAUACACAUCCAAUCGUAUACAAAAAAGGAGCAUUGUUGCAGUUAAAGCAUUUCGACGGGGAAAAGCACAAGGUAGACGUCAUUCAUGAUUUCAUUUAGGGUAUCCAUAAGUCUUGUGACAGGUAAAAUAAAAAUCAUUUCUUCCGUAGGAACAGAAACUGUGGAAUCAACCAUUGAUGUCGCUAUUCUUCCUUCUUUUAGGAACUAUGAAAUGCAGUGCCAACUGUGAGCCUAAAUCACGAGUAGAUAGUGAAUAAGCUCACUCUUUAUUG